Molecule: messenger RNA, 2099 nt
Organism: Puntigrus tetrazona (Sumatra barb)
Lineage: Eukaryota; Metazoa; Chordata; Actinopteri; Cypriniformes; Cyprinidae
Product: olfactory receptor class A-like protein 4
Exons: 2
Coding region: 769-1806 (345 amino acids)
Biological process (GO): G protein-coupled receptor signaling pathway
Cellular component (GO): membrane
Molecular function (GO): G protein-coupled receptor activity
Source: RefSeq, a predicted model, not a curated record
ACACACACACACACACACACAAUCACACACAUACACUCACACACACACACACACACACACACUGUACAUCUGUUAAUAUUAAUUUAAAACCAACAAACAAACGACGUACAAAGAUAUGUUGUAAAAACGUUUUCCUAAUGUUCCAGUUAAGUUACGCUCACUUUUGAACAUUAAGGGCAAAAAGCGUCCUUUUUAAUGUUUAGAUUACUCAGAGACGUUUGUUGUCGUUCUCUGAAGCCUCUAGUAACAUUUCAGGAACGUUAGACGAAUGUCGCUUUAAAACCUUUCAGAAAUAAAACGUUCCAUAUAUGUUUAUCCGAGAACAUUGAGAUAACGUUGAAGGGACAUUGUAUUAACGUAGAAUCACGCUGUUCGCCGAGAGAGACCCUUCCAGAGGGGCAUGUUGUCACACACUUACAGUCAAUGAUUAUAGAAGUAUUUAAUAAACAGUAAUAAGGUGAACUGGGUCUAACUCGUCCCACUUUCACUGACGCUGUUUGGUCGAGCGGAUGAUUCUCAGUGAACUCAUGUUCAUCUUCACUCAGGCGUUUAAUAAUAAGAAUCAGAAUAAUCAUCACGAUUGAGGAUUAAAGUCCCCGCGGCCUCAGAAGCCUGGAAAACUGCAGAGCGCCUGAUGUUUGAGUUUAAUGGAGCCUGAAAACACGGCGUUAAAGCCUUCGCUCGCUCACCUGAGGCCGAGUCGUGUUCGUGAGCCGAGCGAGAGAUGGACGGAACGGAGAACGAGCGAAGGCCCUGAGAACGAGAGACAUGUCUGAGAUCCUGACGGCGGACGCCAUCCUCUUCGGCCUGCUCGUGUUCUCCGGCAUCCUCGGAAACAUCCUGGUCAUCAACGUGGUGUUCCAGUGCUCUAAAGAGAACUCCUUGCGGCACCUGCCCCCGUCCGACACCAUCCUGGUGAACCUGUGCAUGGCGAACCUGCUGACGUCUCUCUUCCGGACCGUGCCCAUCUUCGUGUCAGAUCUGGGUCUGGAGGUGUCUCUGUCGCCCGGCUGGUGCCGUGUCUUCAUGCUGCUGUGGGUGUGGUGGCGUGCGGUGGGCUGCUGGGUCACGCUGGCCCUCAGCGCCUUCCACUGCGUCACCCUGCGGCGGCAGCACGUCAGCAUGGGUGCUCUGGGCCAGCAGCGCGAGCGCCGGCGCGUCUGGGGCGUCCUGGCCGUGGUCUGGGGCGUCAACCUGCUGUUCUCGCUGCCGGCGCUGGUCUUCACGACGCACGUGCGAGGAAACGCCACGGUGGAGCUGAUGGUGAUCAGCUGCACCACUCGCCCGCUGCUGGGCUGCGUCUGGGAGUUUCCCACCGAGCAGCAGGGCUACGCCUUCGCCUCCACCUCGCUGGCGCUCAACGAGGUCAUGCCGCUCGUCCUGAUGGUCGCGACCAAUUUGGCGACGCUGCACUCGCUGGCCAAACACAUCCGGGCGGUCACGGCGGGCGGCGGCGGCGCGGCGGAGCUGGACCGGCACGUGUCCAGCGAGAGGAAGGCGGGUCACGUGAUCGCGGCCCUGGUCGCGCUGUUCGUGGGCUGCUGGGUGCUGCAGGUCGCCGCGGUCACGUACUACAACCACAACGGCGGGAAGCACGCGGAGGGACUGCUGACCGUCGCGCAUUUCUCCGCGUCGCUCUUCGUGGGCUUCAGUCCGCUGGUGGUGGCGCUCGGACACGGGAAGCUGCGCCGGAAAAUUAGCGCCAUGAUGCAGCGGUGGACGCAGUUGAGCAAACGGCCGCGAGCGGACGACGACGCGCUGAAAGACGCGACUGUCGCGAAAACCGCACAGAGCGGGAAAACGUGACGUACGAAGAUCAGAUCACGUGUGACUUCUCAGGACUCAGAGAUGAAUGUUUAUUUGAAGUACUGUCACUUUUGGUCAACUGUAGAACUCUUUUUUUGCCACUGAAUAAAAAAAAUGUCAUUUUUUAUCUCACAAUUCUGAUCUUUCUUUUGACUGAAUUGGGAGAUAUAAACUCCAUAACAAUAUCGAGUGGCACUGUUUUCAACAUUGAUAAUAAUCAGAAAUGUUUGUUGUAUAUUAUUCUGAUUUCUGAAGAGCAUGUGACGCUGAAGACUGGAGGAAUGAUGCUGAAA